GAAGAAACUUCGGACUGUCAGGGGCGAGAGGUCGAUAGUGUAGUUGGGCCUUAUAACACUGAUCACAUUACUCGUGGGUCGAUAAUAAUAAUUAAUAACCGUCAGAGAUUCGACGUCGGCAGUCAACAAUAAUAAUACACUUUCAUCACAGCUGUACUAAAACAACACCAUCGCAAUAUGGUCCGCUUAUCCUCAAAAACCGUGCUCGUCGUAGUGACAGUAGCCUUUCUGGCGUGUUCGGCUCAAGGUCACCCAGCGCCACAGGACGGAGCCCAAGUCGACGAUGUGACUACAUUGUCACCACCGCCCAAAGGUAUUAAGGGAUGGAUAGCAAAUUUGAAAACCAAAAUCCACGAGCACGGCAAAAACUGCGGUCAUUCUGGAGGCGUUGUUGGAUGGGUGAAAAACAAGUUAGGUUUCAAAGCCACGACAACUAUCUCACCGUCUGUCGGCCAAGGGAAUCAACCGGAAACGUACGACACAUCAAAUCCGAUCAUCCAACCGGAAGGAAACAUCCAACAACCGGACGUAAACGUUCAACCUGACUUAGGCUACCAACCCGACAUCGUGAAUCAACCAGAAAUAAGCUACCCACCCGAUGUGAACAACCCGGCUCAGGGUGAGAACGACGGCAGUGUGCCAGAUAUGGUCAACGGCGGUCUUGCUCCAACCACAGCCGAUGACUUCGACUUAACGAGACCUGUACAGGAAAACAACCAGUACGAUUAUGCACAACAAGAAAACACUGCUUCCUCGACGUUUCCUGACGCUGAAGCCACGGGAGAAGGAGUAAUUGACCAGAGGACCAAGUUUUCACGAUGAUAGAUUAAACUGUUUAAUUUUUUUUUUUUUUUACUAAGCAAUAAGAACCCAAAGUUCCAUGAUUUUCUUACGUUUAUAUAAAGAUAUCACAUUUUUUUUUUCUUUUUUUGUUAUUAAUUAGUUAAUAAACAAUACUAUCGACGAUUUUAUUUGCAUUUCAAUAUUAUUAUUAUUAUUAUUAACGCGCAAAUACUAUUUCUUAAACGGAAUAUUAUCAAUUAAGUAUUUGUAUUUUUAAUAUAAAGAACAUUGUACCCGUGUGAUAUGAUAUCAUUUUUAAAUAUUGUUCACCCAAUGCUGACAUUUAGACCCGAAGCAUCUGUUUCUCGAUAAACAUAUGUAGUAUAACAUAUUAUACUAUAACAUAGUCUAACAAUAAAACAUUCAAUUUAAUUAACAAAAAGAUAUAGGUAGUAAUGCAAUAGUAUUGAAGUGCUAUAAGAUCGAGGUAUUUAAAAAACACACAUACAUUUUUAAA
Adelges cooleyi (spruce gall adelgid) is the source of this 1300-nucleotide messenger RNA. RefSeq lists its product as uncharacterized. Bases 178 to 822 code for a protein of 214 amino acids. The transcript has 2 exons. NCBI's taxonomy places the organism in Eukaryota, Metazoa, Arthropoda, Insecta, Hemiptera, Adelgidae. The record is from RefSeq and is a predicted model, not a curated record.